CAUUCAAUUUCCGCCCCACCAAGCGAAAAUCGAGCGGAGAAUAGUUAAUUUCCCUCGGCCUUCUGUCUAGAAAACACUGGAGACCCGCCGCUCUAUCCCAUACUCGGCUACUCCUCCUCUCUCUUUCUCUGCAAUCUCAGUAGGCGCGAUAAGGACUCUUACACUCAUAUGCGCUUCUAACUCCUUCUCUAAUGGGCUUCAAUCCCACACUCUCUCUCUACACUUAUCCAACGGUUUCAUUUCCAGCCGACCAGCGAAAGUGCGGACAGCGAAGCGAAUUUCUGCUCGGCAGCGGUGCCCAUGGUUUACCUUUUCUACCUGAUACGGUGUCGUUAGCGGCUCGGAGACGCUGCUUACGAUUCAGGAGUUUGGUGACGGAGGUUUCUUCAAGGGCCGGUGGAGCGCCAAGUCGUAGGAGAGUGUAUCGGCAAUCUCAGGGAGAGAACGCGCUCGCUAACCCUCCGUUUAAGCAAGCUGCCUCGGUUGUUGCUCCGGCCGGUGCUUUCUUGGCCUUUACUUUCGUUUUGUGGAAAUUGGUGGAGAAACUUCUAAUGCCAAAACCAUUAGGAACUGCAUAUGCAAAAAAUAAAACUUCUGCACAAGGAAUCAAUUGGUCAAUUGCCCCAGGCUCAAAUUUACUACGAGGUUUUACCGCAAAGGUUGAUCGAGAGUCCAAGCAGACGCUCAAUGAGUUUGCGAAAGAGCUGAGAUCAUUCCCUAGUGUUGACAUGUCAGGUCGCAACCUUGGUGACGAGGGUGUGUUUUUCCUUGCUGAAAGCUUAGGGUACAAUCAGACCGUAGAAGAAGUUAGUUUUGCUGCAAAUGGGUUAACUGCAGCAGGAAUGAAAGCUUUUGAUGCAGUUCUUCAAUCAAAUGUUGUCUUAAAGACACUCAAUCUCUCGGGAAACCCUAUUGGAGAUGAAGGAGCUAAGUGCCUAUGUGAUAUUUUGGUGAACAAUGCUGGCAUUGAAAAGCUCCAGUUGAACAGUGCUGACUUGGGGGAUGAGGGUGCAAAGGCUAUUGCAGAAUUGUUGAAGAAAAAUUCAAACUUGCGAGCUAUUGAACUUAACAAUAAUAUGAUUGACUAUUCUGGAUUUACAAGCCUUGCUGAAGCACUUUUUGAAAAUAAGUCCGUUCGGAGCCUACAUCUCAAUGGCAAUUACGGCGGUGCACUGGGGGCUAAUGCUUUGGCUAAAGGACUAGAAGCGAACAAAUCUUUGCGGGAACUUCACUUACAUGGGAAUUCUAUUGGUGAUGAAGGAGUUCGUGCUUUAAUGUCUGGUUUAUCUUCACAUAAAGGAAAAAUUUCCCUUUUAGACGUUGGAAACAACGCAAUUAGUGCAAAGGGUGCAUUUCACGUUGCGGAAUAUGUAAAGAAGAGCAAGAUCUUGUUAUGGUUGAAUCUUUACAUGAAUGACAUAGGCGACGAGGGCGCUGAAAAAAUUGCAGAUGCUCUGAAGCAAAACAGGAGUAUAACACACAUAGACCUGGGGGGAAAUAAUGUACGUGCCAAGGGAGUGAGUUGCAUAGCUCAAGUUUUGAAAGAUAAUGCUGUCGUUACAGCAUUGGAUAUUGCAUAUAAUCCCAUUGGACCAGAUGGAGCAAAGACCUUAUUGGAAGUUCUUAAGUUCCAUGGAAAAAUACAAUCCUUAAAGCUUGGUUGGUGUCAGAUUGGAACUAAGGGUGCUGAGUUCAUUGCAGAUACUUUGAAAUAUAACAAUACCAUAUCAAUUCUUGACCUACGGGGAAAUGGCCUCAGAGAUGAAGGUGCAAUUUGCCUAGCCCGCAGUUUGAAAGUGGUGAAUGAAACUUUGACGUCACUCGACUUAGCGUUCAAUGAAAUAAGGGAUGAUGGGGCUUUUGCCAUUGCUCAAGCACUCAAGGCUAAUGAAGAUGUGAAGAUAACAUCUCUAAACCUCGCCAACAAUUUUCUUACAAAAUUUGGGCAGACUGCACUCACCGAUGCCAGAGAUCAUGUAUAUGAGAUGAAUGAAAAGGAAGUUGAAAUAUUUUUCUAGAGGACUUGACCGCAAGGUAGUAGUGAAAUAAUUUUUGAAUUCAUAGUAGAGCAGGAUCCAUUUUUUGUGGGGGUUAUAAUUAUUCCGGCGAAUACCGAUAGAAAUUCAUGAAUUCUAAAUUUUAAACUCCAUCCAACGUUCAUUAACAAAAUCAACAGUCGGGAAUUUUGUUGUUGAGAAAUAAUAAUAAUAAUAAUAAUAAUAAUAAUGAGCUUCAUGGUUGACGCAAA
Tripterygium wilfordii is the source of this 2248-nucleotide messenger RNA. Its product is annotated as NLR family CARD domain-containing protein 3. Gene Ontology annotation, molecular function: protein binding. The record is from RefSeq and is a predicted model, not a curated record. The transcript is spliced from 18 exons. The coding region runs from base 192 to 2018 and encodes 608 amino acids. NCBI's taxonomy places the organism in Eukaryota, Viridiplantae, Streptophyta, Magnoliopsida, Celastrales, Celastraceae.